GCCUGCGCGCGGUGCCGCCCGCCCGUUGCUAGGCGGGGCGGAGGAAGCGGCGGCGGCACCUGGAGACCCGGCCCCCAGUGAUGCCCGUCGGCGCUGCAGGGCGAUGGUGGUCAGUGGGCCUCAGGUAACUAUGGAGAAAGAGCUUCGAAGCACCAUUCUCUUUAAUGCAUCAAAAAAAGAGAUAUUUACCACCAACAGUGGCUAUAAGUCCUUACAAAAGAGGCUUCGUAGUAACUGGAAGAUUCAGAGUUUAAAAGAUGAAAUCACAUCAGAGAAAUUGAUUGGGGUGAAAUUGUGGAUUACAGCAGGACCAAGGGAAAAAUUUACAGCUGCUGAGUUUGAAGUGCUAAAAAAAUAUCUUGAAAGUGGUGGAGAUAUCCUUGUUAUGCUAGGAGAAGGUGGUGAAUCCAGAUUUGACACCAAUAUUAACUUUCUGCUAGAAGAGUAUGGGAUCAUGGUUAACAAUGAUGCUGUGGUGAGAAAUGUAUAUUACAAAUAUUUCCAUCCUAAAGAAGCUUUGGUGUCCAAUGGGGUCUUGAACAGGGAAAUAAGCCGAGCUGCGGGAAAAGCUGUGCCUGGAAUAAUUGAUGAGGAAAGCAAUGGAAAUAAUGCCCAGGCUCUCACCUUUGUAUAUCCAUUUGGUGCCACACUGAGUGUAAUGAAACCAGCAGUAGCUGUUCUAUCAACUGGGUCUGUCUGCUUUCCCCUUAACAGACCCAUUCUGGCUUUCUACCAUUCUAAGAACCAAGGUGGAAAGUUGGCAGUGCUAGGUUCUUGCCACAUGUUUAGUGACCAGUAUUUGGAUAAAGAAGAAAACAGCAAAAUCAUGGAUGUCGUUUUUCAGUGGCUCACCACAACAGACAUCCAUUUAAACCAGAUUGAUGCAGAAGACCCAGAGAUUUCUGAUUAUACCAUGCUGCCAGACACUGCUAUGUUGUCAGAGCGACUUCGAGUAUGUCUUCAGGAAGGUGAUGAGAACCCACGGGACUUCACAACUCUCUUUGACUUAUCCAUUUACCAGCUGGAUACAACUUCCUUAUCUAAAGUUAUCAAAGCUUAUGAACAACUAAAUGUGAAACAUGAACCUCUCCAACUCAUCCAGCCUCAAUUUGAGACCCCACUACCUGCGCUUCAACCAGCGGUUUUUCCUCCCAGUUUCAGAGAAUUACCACCACCUCCUCUGGAACUCUUUGACUUGGAUGAAACUUUCUCUUCAGAAAAAGCACGGCUUGCUCAAAUUACUAAUAAGUGUACUGAAGAGGACCUGGAAUUCUAUGUCAGGAAGUGUGGUGACAUUCUUGGAGUGACUAGUAAACUACAAAAGGAACAACAAGAUGCUAAACAUGUUCUGGAGCACAUAUUCUUCCAAGUGGUGGAGUUUAAGAAACUGAAUCAGGAGCACGACGUUGAUACAAGUGAAGCUACAUUUCAUAGCAAUUACUGAGUACAGUGUCUCUUACAAGAUCAGAAGAGGGGGAGAUACUAGAACAGCUCUGGUCUGGUCUCUUACUGUAAAUGCUUUUCGAACUGUUUUUCCAUAUAUUUUGUCAAAAUUGCCUCUCCACUAUGAGCCAUGCACUUUUUUAUUGUAAAUAGGUACGAAGUUAAAGACUCUACAUAUCUUCUGUAGUGACUAGGCAGGUGCACUAUGAGGAUUGGUAACUAUCAAAAUUCAUUAUGUAAGAUAAAUGUCCCAUAUUCUUUUUUUUAUUGGAGCUAUACUUUUGUAAUAGAAAUAUUCUUACAUUAAAAUGUUCUCUUUCAAUUCCAGUCCUGUCUUUGGUCUUGUUAAAGGUGUAAUCAUCUGCUUCAGCUUUUUUGUGAUCUUUAUACAACUUUAUUUGAUGCCUAAUGAAUAAUAAAUGCUAUAGAAAAUCAGUUAAUUUGUAGAAUCUACUUAAUAUAAUGGACCAUAAACAGAAAUUAAUAGACUCAUUGAUCUGUGAAAUCCAGCCCCAUUCUAAACUCUAGUCCUGUAUCCCCAAUAGUCUUUGGGACAUCACAAAACUGGAGGUACCUUAACAUUUCUCCUAAGGUCUCUUCCUUCUCUGAAUACUUCUUAAACCUUUAAAUACCAGAUAAUAAAUAAUCAUUUGUUUUAUGUUAAUUAUUUGUGCAUAUAACUGUAAACUUUUGUUUACAGCUUUAAAAAGAUUAUAUUUAACAAGAUUGCAACACAAUUAUUUCUGUGAUCCAUUCUGAAUUUCUUUUAUGUUAAAUCGGUUAAUUAAUCAUCAGGUAUUUAUUAUGUGCUUAUUUGUGGGCUCUUAGAACUAAAAGAAAAUGAUAGUAUUUUGAUAAUGUGAUUGAUAAGCAUGGUAGGCAGUGGAGACAAAAAAAAAAAGGAAAAUGUCCCUGCACACAAGGAACUUAAGUUCUAUAGGGAGAGAUAGUAUAUAUAAGUUUAUAUAAAAAUAUGCAUAUGGCAAUUUGGGGGAGAUGUACCAGCAUCUGGGAGGAAUCAAGGUUCUGUUGCUGUCAUUGUUGCCUUUCUAUAGUUGUGGUUGGUGUCUAUAAUAUUUUGAUUCUGUUCUUUGUUGUUCAGUUGUGUCUGACUCUCAGGACCCCAUUUGGGGUUUUCUUGGUAGAGAUACUAGAGGGGUGUGCCAUUUCCUUUUUCAGCACAUUUUAUAGAUGAGGAAACUGAAGCAAA
Molecule: messenger RNA, 2653 nt
Organism: Dromiciops gliroides (monito del monte)
Lineage: Eukaryota; Metazoa; Chordata; Mammalia; Microbiotheria; Microbiotheriidae
Gene: IFT52
Product: intraflagellar transport 52
Exons: 14
Coding region: 104-1444 (446 amino acids)
Biological process (GO): intraciliary transport; cilium assembly
Cellular component (GO): cilium; centriole; intraciliary transport particle B
Source: RefSeq, a predicted model, not a curated record